This is a messenger RNA of Diabrotica balteata, 1593 nucleotides long. The record is from the annotation of a GenBank genome assembly. NCBI's taxonomy places the organism in Eukaryota, Metazoa, Arthropoda, Insecta, Coleoptera, Chrysomelidae.
AUGACUGAAGAAAAAUUUAAUUUUUUAGUGUAUGUAUCUGCCGCGUUAUUAAUGAUAUUCAAGAUGUCAUUCACUGCAAUGUAUGUCCUAUUUCUCACUAUCCUGUUGAUGUCAACAACGCACGCCUCAGCCGCCUCAGCACUAGGUUGCCCAGUAGGUUGUAUGUGUAAUGACGAUACCUUUGUAGUUCAAUGUGAAAGAAGCAAACUGGACGUCAUACCAAUUACACUGAACCCAGCAAUACAAAGACUGGUUCUGAGGAACAAUAAAAUAAAGACUAUAGACGCAGCUUUUCAGUUUUAUAAAGAAUUACAGUACGUUGAUUUGUCAAGUAACCAUCUGGUUAAUAUUCCCAUGAGGAGCUUUGUUAACCAAGAAAAAUUACAGGAACUACACUUAAACAAAAACAAGUUGUCGUCAAUAAACAAUAAAACCUUCCAAGGGCUUAAAUCUUUAACUGUACUUAAUCUUAGAGAAAACUUCCUCGAAGAAUUACCCAAAGGUUUGUUUUCUAUACUGCCAAAGCUAGAAGAGCUUAACUUGGGCCAAAAUAGGAUAUCAAAAAUAGAUCCUUUAGCUUUUGAUGGACUGUUAACUCUACGAGUACUUUAUUUAGAUGAUAAUUCAUUAAGCUCAGUACCGACACACGCGUUUUCUGUUCUCGGAAGCCUAGCUGAACUACACGUUGGCCUCAAUGGAUUCACGAUCUUACCAGAUGACGCUUUUCGUGGCCUAGGAAGACUGUCCGUGCUAGAUAUAAGCAGUGGGGGACUUUCCAAUAUCAGUACUGAUGCCUUCAGGGGUCUUACAGGGUUAAGAAUGCUGAAUUUGGCUGAUAAUAGACUUCAGUCCAUUCCUACGAUACAAUUGGCCCAUUUGACACGAUUAGAAGACUUAACGAUUGGUCAAAACGAGUUUGUUAGGCUGGAUAAAGGUGCUUUCAAAGGACUAGCCAAUUUAAGGAAAAUAGAUAUAACAGGUGCAAACAAUCUCGAAUAUAUAGAAAAAGGUGCCUUCAGCGAAAACCUUAACCUAGAAACGAUCAUCUUGGUCAGCAACAAGAAACUCGCUACACUUGAAGAUGGUGCACUGGUUGGACUGCCAAAUCUGAGACACUUAGUGCUACGAGAAAACUCAUUUCGAACACUCUCAGAAUCGAUUACUAGCUGGAAUGAACUGAGAGGUUUGGAACUCACAGAUAACCCCAUCAACUGUGAUUGCCAACUACUUUGGCUUCUAAAUUCCAUUAACUCAAAAAACAUAACAAAUGUUCAGUGCUCUACUCCCUUGCAACUCCGCGAUAGACCCUUGAGGACACUAACUCCAUACGAUUUAGGCUGCUCGUUUCGCGAUAAUAGGCAACAAGCGAUCAUCAUUACUUUUUGUGUCAGUGCCACCAUACUGAUUGGAAUUUUAGGGUUGUUUCUUUUUCGUUACCGCCAAAGGGUAGGAGAAGCUCUUAAAGAUUACAAAUGGAACAAGCGAGCUAUAAGCAGAAAAGAACACGAAUACCAGAAGACUUUUUCUGACGAAGAUUACAUCACUCGUACUGGACAACACCAUAUCAAACCGAUUCCGGUGACGGAAUUGUAG